AUGGCCUCAGCAGCCCAGACCGCCACACCUGACGCGGGCAUGGUCGGUCUCUUCGACACGGUCGCCACCAACUUCAAAAAGACCAAGCUUGGCGACGAGCGGUGGUUCAUCCUCGUGACGGCCUGCAUGGUCGCCGGCCCGGACCCGGAGGCCGCCUCGCAGCUGUACCAGCACCUCUGCAGCCAGCCGCAGUACAGCACGUCCGAGGCUCGGCAGGCGCUCGUCCGCCGGCUCCGCGAGGCCCUGCUCAAGGCCGUCUCCAUCGUCGGCGUGUGCAAGCCCCUCGAGGCCAUCCUCGCCAUCAACGCCGUCGAGCGGCCCGAGGACAAGGACUACUCGUCCACGCGCGAGGGCUGGCAGUGCGACGACGCCAACCUGGACCGCGGCAUGGACUGGUACCGCAAGAUCUACGCGCGCAACGCGUCCGACACCAUCGGCCUGUUCGACGCGCACAAGGACUUUGCGUGGAUCUCCAAGCACAUCACGUACGGCCUGUACCUGAGCGACCGGCAGGUGCUCGACGACCUCGACACGGAGCUCGUCGUCUUUGGCGCCAUCAUGGCGCAGAACCUGCCGACCGAGACGUGGUGGCACAUCCGUGGCACGCGGCGGAUCGGGGUGUCCAAGGAGGACACGCAGACGCUGUGGGAGACCAUCCACACUAUCAUGGGCCACUGGGGCAUCAAGCUCCACAAGGUGCCUACGGUGGACGAGGUCGAGCCCGACGUCUAG
This is a messenger RNA of Thyridium curvatum, 732 nucleotides long. RefSeq lists its product as uncharacterized. The coding region runs from base 1 to 732 and encodes 243 amino acids. The transcript has a single exon. The record is from RefSeq and is a predicted model, not a curated record. NCBI's taxonomy places the organism in Eukaryota, Fungi, Ascomycota, Sordariomycetes, Thyridiales, Thyridiaceae.